Molecule: messenger RNA, 1114 nt
Organism: Hypanus sabinus (Atlantic stingray)
Lineage: Eukaryota; Metazoa; Chordata; Chondrichthyes; Myliobatiformes; Dasyatidae
Product: synaptophysin-like
Exons: 6
Coding region: 62-943 (293 amino acids)
Cellular component (GO): synaptic vesicle membrane; synaptic vesicle; presynaptic active zone
Source: RefSeq, a predicted model, not a curated record
GCGGCCGUUCCGCGCAGGCGCCGCCCUCCCUCCCGCUGCCGCAGCGCCGAGCCGGGAGAAGAUGGAGAUCGUCAACCAGAUCGUCGCCAGCGGCUCCUUCCGAGUCGCCAAAGAACCCCUGGGCUUCAUCAAGAUCUUGCAGUGGAUCUUCGCCAUCUUUGCGUUUGCGACCUGCAGCACAUAUUCCGGAGAGUUCCGGAUCAGCGUGGAGUGUGCAAAUCGUAACGAGAGCAACCUCAACAUCAGGGUGCAGUUUGAGUACCCCUUCAGGCUGCACCAAGUGUACUUCACCGCUCCGAGCUGCCGGGGCGAACGGCCCCAGCAGUACUUCCUCACUGGCGACUUCUCGUCCGCCGCCGAGUUUUUCGUCACCAUCGCUGUCUUUGCCUUCCUGUACUCGGCUGGAGCUCUCCUCACCUACAUCUUCCUCCAGAACAAGUACCGGCAGGGCAACCGCGGGCCCCUCAUCGACUUUGCCGUAACCUCAGUGUUCACCUUCAUGUGGCUGGUGAGCUCGAGCGCCUGGGCCAAGGCAUUGUCCGACGUGAAGACCGCCACAGACCCCGAGGACGUCCUGGAGCUGGUGCAGGCUUGCGAGAACAAGGAGAACAGCUGCCAGGCUCUCCACGACCCCGUCAUGUCUGGCCUGAACACCUCCGUGAUUUUUGGUUUCCUGAACCUGAUUCUGUGGGGUGGGAAUAUCUGGUUUGUCUUCAAGGAGACGGGCUGGUCGGCGCCCUUCGUCAAGCAGGCCCCUCCGGCUGACCAGAAGCCCCCCGCGGACAGCCGUGACGUCUAUGGGCAGUCCCAGCCAUACAGCCAGGAGGCACCCCACUACGAGCAGGAGGGGUACCAGCCCAACUACGGACAGCAGGGGUACCCGGCACAGCCGGUGAGCGACUACGGGCAGCCAGCUCCCACCUCCUUCUCCAAUCAGAUGUGAAGACCGCCCCCCCCCCCCAUUCCAGCCUUGGGUUGUGGCUCCCGCCAGAAACGUAUAAGCACUCCACCUCUCCUCACACUCACUGCAUCCCUUCCCGCACAUCCUCCGCUCCCCCCCAGGAGGGAUGUAGGCAGGUAUGAGGACUACGGGCAGCCCAACCCCCUCCCACCC